AUGGCUAUGGCAAAUCGUCAAAACCGCGGAGCUAAGCUUCCGCCAGAGGUUAAUCGAAUCCUCUAUAUCAAAAAUCUGCCCUACAAGAUCACAACGGAAGAAAUGUACGAGAUCUUCGGAAAGUUCGGAGCUGUUCGACAGAUUCGAGUCGGCAACACAGCAGAAACUCGUGGAACAGCAUUUGUCGUCUACGAAGACAUCUUUGAUGCCAAAACAGCGUGUGAGCACCUGUCCGGUUACAACGUAUCGAAUCGAUACCUGGUGGUGUUGUACUAUCAAGCGACAAAGGCCUGGAAACGGAUGGACACAGAAAAAGCGCGUGCGAAGCUCGAGGAUAUCAAGGAACGAUAUGGAAUCGGCGGAGACAUCGAUAAGGAGAAGGAGAAAAUGGGCAUUUACACUCCAAGAAGAAACUAA
Molecule: messenger RNA, 417 nt
Organism: Caenorhabditis briggsae
Lineage: Eukaryota; Metazoa; Nematoda; Chromadorea; Rhabditida; Rhabditidae
Exons: 2
Coding region: 1-417 (138 amino acids)
Biological process (GO): mRNA splicing, via spliceosome
Cellular component (GO): catalytic step 2 spliceosome; precatalytic spliceosome; U2 snRNP
Molecular function (GO): RNA binding
Source: RefSeq, a predicted model, not a curated record